Molecule: messenger RNA, 1170 nt
Organism: Amphibalanus amphitrite
Lineage: Eukaryota; Metazoa; Arthropoda; Thecostraca; Balanomorpha; Balanidae
Product: serine/arginine repetitive matrix protein 1-like
Exons: 2
Coding region: 1-1170 (389 amino acids)
Source: RefSeq, a predicted model, not a curated record
AUGGGUGGCGUGGCGGCCGCCGCCCAGCACAGCGUCGGCCUGCGUGACUCUCAGCCGACGCAGACCGGCGCGCCGCCGGACUCUCGGCGGGCGCAGACCAGCGCGCCGCCGGACUCUCAGCCGACGCAGACCGGCGCGCCGCCGGACUCUCAGCCGACGCAGACCAGCGCGCCGCCGGACUCUCGGCGGGCGCAGACCAGCGCGCCGCCGGACUCUCGGCGGGCGCAGACCAGCGCGCCGCCGGACUCUCGGCGGGCGCGGGACGGCGCACCGCCGGACUCUCGGCGGGCGCAGACCAGCGCGCCGCCGGACUCUAUUUGGACGCGGGACGGCGCGCCGUCGGACUCUCGGCGGGCGCGGGACGGCGCGCCGCCGGACUCUCGGCGGGCGCAGAUCGGCGCGGCGCCGGACUCUCGGUGGACGCGGGACGGCGCGCCGUCGGACUCUCGGCGGGCGCGGGACGGCGCGCCGCCGGGCUCUCAGUGGACCUACGAUGGACUCAGCGCGCCAAUGGACGCACCACGGCAGGACAGCGUGUCAUCAGACGCCCGGCGGGGGCGGACCAGCGCGCCAGAUGCACCACAGCAGCGGACGGGCGCGUCACGAGGCGCCCGACAGUAUCCGACCGGUGCGUUACCGGACGCCCGACAGCAGCGGACCGGCACCGGCGCGUCGCUGGACGCAAUCAGCAGCGGACUCAGCGCGUCACUGGACGCACUACAGCAGGACGGCGCGUCAUCAGACGCUCAGCGGCCAGGUGUUGGCGCGUCGCCGCAACCCAUGAAACAGCUGUUGAAGGACUACGAAGAUGUUUUCUGCGACGACAUCAAGGUGAUGCCAGGAGAACGAUUCAAAAUCAACCUCCGUGAAGGAGCCAGACCAUUUGCUGUGCACGCCCCGCGCCGCAUUCCGUUCGCUCUGCGGGAACCUUUGAAGCGAGAGUUGGACCGACUUCAGCAGAGUGGCAUGAUAGUGCCUGUGACGUCACCGACAGAGUACUGUGCGCCGAUCGUCAUCGCACCUAAGAAGGAUGGAGGAAUUCGAAUGUGUGUCGACUUCACAAAGCUGAACCAGUCGGUCAAGCGGGAGUUGUACCAAUCAAACACCCCGGCAGAAUGCGUGGCGUCGAUAGCUGAAUCGGACGCCAAGUGGUUCAGCGUGUUGUCGUGA